This is a messenger RNA of Amorphotheca resinae ATCC 22711, 1163 nucleotides long. RefSeq lists its product as hypothetical. The coding region runs from base 189 to 1163 and encodes 324 amino acids. The record is from RefSeq and is a predicted model, not a curated record. The transcript is spliced from 4 exons. NCBI's taxonomy places the organism in Eukaryota, Fungi, Ascomycota, Leotiomycetes, Helotiales, Amorphothecaceae. Gene Ontology annotation, molecular function: arylformamidase activity.
GCUUUUUCUGAUUUCUGAUGGGGCAUCCUGAGGAUCGACCCCGCAAUGCGGGGUCUCCGGUUUUAGCAAAAGAGAAAGAGAGAAGAAAGGGAUAUUUAAGAACUUCAUGAACCUCCUCCUCUCAGCGUGCCUCUCCUAAUCUCAACCUCCUCCAUCUCCAAACCUCAAAACCCAUAAUACCCUCCAAUAUGCGCGCCCAAGAUCUUCCCGAUUUCAAGGACUUGCCGCCCGUCCCAGGCAUGCCUCCUGGAACCGCGUGGGGAAUAUGGGACAAGAACGGGGAGCGGGACAACUGCGGCUCUCUGAACCUCCUUACUCCUGAGAACACCAAAGAAGCGCAGAAAGAAAUCCGCACCGGACAAGGUGUCGCACUCAACUGGUCUCUCCAGCGCGUGGCCGAACCCGGGUUCGCGCGUGAACAGCCCAAACAUACAUUCAAAGACCUUACACCUCUCGGCCUCGCUGCCUUCGACGAGGUCAUCCACAUCAACACACAAUCCGGGUCUCAAUGGGACGGAUUCCGCCACUGGGCCCAGCAGGAGACGGGCCUGUACUACAACAACCUCAAGCACGAUGAGAUCCCGGACCCGGCGCACGUCGAGAAGAACGGCAUCCACAACUGGACGAAGCGCGGGGGGAUCGUGGGGCGCGGCGUGCUGAUCGACUACGUAGCGUACGCCGAGCGCCACAACAUCCAGUACUCGGCCGUGACGCGCCACGAGAUCACCAUCCACGAUAUCGAGACCGCCGCCAAGGAGCAGGGCGUCGAGUUCAAGCCCGCUGAUAUCUUGAUCAUCCGCAGCGGCUGGGUCAAGUGGCAUGAUGAGGCUGAUGAGGAGGCGAGGAUCAAGGGCGCUAGGGAUGGCCAUGAACAUGUCGGCGUCCAGGGCAGUAAGGAGUCGGUGGAGUGGCUUUGGAAUCACCAUUUCGCCGCCGUGGCAGGUGAUGCGAUUGCCUUUGAGGCUUGGCCGCCAAAGGCCCCGUAUCGCCUCCAUGAUCACCUUUUAGCUAUGUGGGGAACUCCUAUCGGUGAGCUGUGGAAUCUCGAAGAGUUGGCGGAAGUUUGCAAGAGAGAGAACCGAUAUAGUUUCUUCCUCACGAGCGCACCCUUGAAUAUCCACGGCGGCGUUGCAAGCCCGCCAAAUGCGUUGGCCAUCUUCUAG